Messenger RNA from Hyaloscypha bicolor E, 1059 nucleotides. RefSeq lists its product as uncharacterized. The transcript has a single exon. The coding region runs from base 1 to 1059 and encodes 352 amino acids. The record is from RefSeq and is a predicted model, not a curated record. NCBI's taxonomy places the organism in Eukaryota, Fungi, Ascomycota, Leotiomycetes, Helotiales, Hyaloscyphaceae.
AUGGACGACAACAUCAACAACAAGGCGGGGGAGGAGCAUGGCUGGUUUGGUGAUUUUGCUUUGGCCACACGUAAGAUGCUUGCGCAUAUCAUAUUUCUCUUGCAUCGUGCUGAUAUAAGCAGUCUCCGCCAUCCAAGGCGAUGCUGCAGCGACCUCUUCGAACACCACGUCGAUCGAACCUACCACUGUCUCCAACGACGCUCAAGGCCAGGUCUCCCAUAUACCUUUACGGUCUUCCCAGAUCUCCCUGCCGAACUUCGUCUCAAGAUAUGGGAGCUGGCUCUACCCAGACCCCGCCUCGUGGAGCUCAAAUUCUGGAACAAAAAGGAGGUCCACGUAGAAUGUUUCAGCAAAGAUGCGUUAUUCUCCAUGGUCCUCCUGGAUGUUUGCAAGGAGUCAUCACGCGUCUUUCGUCAGAAUUAUAGCAACUCAGCGAUUACUUUGUCGGACUUUCGUCCAUCGAAUCUGGAUCCCACGAAGGGAUUGGUACAACACGGAUACAUUGGCUUGGAGAGGGAUAUCCUCUAUUUCGACCCAAAUGCCUUCAAUGAAUUCCUCAGAGGCAACAACUUUGGUUUGAAGGUGGCCGGCCUAAAGUCAUUGGCAAUCGCAUCUCGUGAGUGGACGACAGUGUUGAUUCUGCAGAAAGCGUUUGGACAAUCUGCAUUUCCAAGUCUCAAGCAUCUCACAAUCGUGUUGAAUGAAGUCGCUCUUCAGGUUGAACACAUCGAAUUGGGGUCGAAAAGCAACACUUUCUCUUUGGUCACUAGCCCUCCAACCGACGAUUCUACCCUCAUGAUGGCAACGUUCGACUUCGAGCUCGCAAAGGUUUCCAAGGCGAUAUUUGAUCGGGUCAACAAUUACGAAGGCAGCAUUCAGACGGCGACUGUCAUAGGAAGGGACUCAAACUGUUCUUGGAUUUUCUUCGCGUCACAAGAGUCCUAUCUCCUAGCGAGAGUCGCGGAAGGGCUGCUUCGGGAAACAGUCAAACGUGAGAAGAACAUAAAUUGUACGAGAGAGAGAGAACGAUACAACAGCAACAAAAGGUGUUGCAAUUGA